CAUUGCAGCAGGUGGUCACGAACAACCCUCGAUACCACUCUUUCUCAAUUAUUGAUCAUGAAAGCCGUCUCGAAUUAAGCUCUGUAGUCAACCGAAACCACACGCUACACCUUCGAACCACCGCAUCCCAAUCCCUCAAUAAUCACCACCACAACAACCAGAAACAAUGGCAACCCGCCGCGCGCUGCGCACCCUCAACCAUCUGACCACACGCCGCGCCCACUCCACGACGUCCGUCUCAGCAAAUGAGCUCUCGCAUUUCUCCGCCCUAGCAAGCAGCUGGUGGGAUCCGCAGGGCCCGUCACGGGUGCUGCAUCUGAUGAACCCGCUCCGCCACGACUUCAUCGCCUCAUGCCUCUCCGACGCCCUACCCCCGCCUCCCCCCAGCACCAGCACCAGCACUCCGACCUCCGAAACCAACCCCAACACCCUCCGCUACCUCGACAUAGGCUGCGGCGGGGGGAUCUUCGCGGAAUCGCUGGCGCGCAGCAUCACGCCGCCCUCGACACCCACACAAACCCCAACCCCCACGCGCGCAGCGUCAAUAACAGCAAUUGACCCCUCAACAACACUGAUCCAGAUCGCGCGCGACCACGCACGGCAGGACCCAACGGUCGACGCGCACCUGCGCACCGGCCGCUUCGAAUACAAGAACUGCACGCUGGAGGACUUGAUUGCCGCCUCCUCCUCCCCCUCCUCCUCCCCCUCCCCAUCCACCCAGAAGAAAACCUACGACAUCGUAACUCUCUUCGAAGUAAUCGAGCACAUCGAAUCCACACCCGCAGCAGGCAUCUCGCCGCAAUCUUUCCUGACGGAUUGCCUGCGACUUGUGCGUCCCGGCGGGUGGCUCAUCGGCUCGACGAUCGCGCGCACGUUCCCCUCCUGGUUGGUCAACCAGGUUAUCGCUGAGGCGCCGUGGCCCGUCGGCGUGGUGCCGCGCGGGACGCACGAGUGGCAGAAGUUUGUGAAUCCCGAGGAGUUGGAAGGGUGGGUGCAGGAGGGGUUGAUGCGCGGAGCGGAUGGGCGGGUUACGAGAGCUGGUGCCGCGGCGUUGGAGGGCAUGCGUUGGAAGUGUAUGGGGGUUGUGUAUUUCCCUGGCUUUGGGUGGAAGUUGGUGCCUGGGUCCGAGAGCUGGGGGAAUUACUUUUGGGCGGUUCGGAAGGGGGUUUAG
This is a messenger RNA of Aspergillus homomorphus CBS 101889, 1171 nucleotides long. Its product is annotated as 3-demethylubiquinone-9 3-methyltransferase. Bases 167 to 1171 code for a protein of 334 amino acids. The transcript has 2 exons. The record is from RefSeq and is a predicted model, not a curated record. Gene Ontology annotation, biological process: ubiquinone biosynthetic process. Lineage: Eukaryota; Fungi; Ascomycota; Eurotiomycetes; Eurotiales; Aspergillaceae. Gene Ontology annotation, molecular function: 2-methoxy-6-polyprenyl-1,4-benzoquinol methyltransferase activity.